Messenger RNA from Phlebotomus papatasi, 402 nucleotides. It is a transcript of the gene apn, whose product is annotated as protein apnoia. The transcript is spliced from 2 exons. Lineage: Eukaryota; Metazoa; Arthropoda; Insecta; Diptera; Psychodidae. The record is from RefSeq and is a predicted model, not a curated record. Bases 1 to 402 code for a protein of 133 amino acids.
AUGCCAUCCACCCAGAAAUUAGUCAUCAAGGGGAUUAUGUUGUUCUUCAUCUUAAGUGUCGAUUUGUGUUUGUGUGAAGAAAAUGUGCUGAGUGAUUCAAGUGUUGGAGAAUCGAGAACAUUUGGUCGUCAUUUGAUCAGGAGGAUCAAUUUUGUUCUCAUUCCAACGGCAUUCGUUGUUGGGGUCAUAGCCACUCUUCUGGCCACCUUGACCGUUGUCUCGCUUAAGGGUUUGGGUGUCGGAGUUAUUCUGCUGGUUCUGGCUGUUGGACAACUUCUGGCCAGAGGAUUGCCCCAAUUAACAACGCCUCCGACUACCUAUGCAGCAUCUCCAGCAUCUAUCAUCUACGGUCGCAGUGACAUCAGUAGUCCAGUUUAUGUAGAAAAAGGCUGGAGUUCUUAA